UGUUUUGGAUGGACAGUCGUGGAAAAGUCUUCCACUGUAUAGUUGUUUAGUACCGUUUACAGUGUUUAGAAGAAGAUUAAUAAUAGUGUUAUGUGAGACUUAAGUGGUCACAUAAACGUGCGAUGUGAAGGAAUGACCGCUAUUUUGGGAGGCCAUUUGCGCUUCAUUGGCAGCAACAUCCGUUUCCUCUCUUUCAAGUUUUCGCGGUAAAUGAAUGUAGCCAUAUGUGGAUAAAUGAGGCAUAUUCAUUCACCAAGACUUAUCUUCCAAGUGUUGCCACUGAAUUCUGGACAUAUUAGGUGUAUCGUAACGACGUCUUUAUCUAAACGGGCUUCCGGGCAAAAAGAAAACAUCUGUUCGUGCAAAAGUGUUAACAUUAUCAGAUGUAGAAGUCGAUCCAUGAAUCUAAAGACUGGACUAACUCAAUGACAUACUGCAAGGCUUUUUUCAUUCAGUCAAGUGAAGCACAUCUGCUCAGUUGUAUCCCUUUUAUAAAAACUGGAGCAGAAAUUGUUGGUGAAUGGACAAAUCCUGAAAACAUUGUACAUUGUUCUGAAAACAACAUGAUCUGAACCAGAAAUGUAUAAGAAGGGAGAACGUUCUUCAAGAAUCAACAGUCCUCUAUACAAACAAUCAAAGUGUCCAAACCAGAGCAUGAAGAAUGCUAAAAAGAAAUCAAAUGAAUCUUUCUCCUGCAGCCCAGCCACAUUGUGUUUCAUCAGAAAAUAUUCCCCAUCUACCUCACCUGAUGCUGGAUCAAACUGUACCAAUAGCAAGUACAGUCUAGUAUUAGGCAAGAAAUACCAGGAAGGAAUUACAGCCUUCUGCAGUCAGACUCCAUACUGCCUUUAUUUAUACCAUCCUGUGGAGCUUGAAGAUGAGAAAGAGGCCAGUGUGGUCCUGUUGGGCUUUUUUGACAAAGCUACUGGGGAAAACAAGAUCAGACUGCUUGAUGUUCUCCAUCUAAAGGAAGAGACUGCCGAUGCUAUCUGUACCUGCAUCGUGGAGAUGCUGAAGAAGUUCACAAUACCUCUAAUGAACAUGGCAAUAUUUUAUUCAAAUUUCCCAGAUCAUGAACAUGUUCUUGCUGGUCUAAAGCUGCUGAAACCUGGGAUUGUGUCUUUAUGUGGACUUACAGAUAUGACAGGACGAGCGUGUCAUAAUGGUUUCAUGAAAAUGGAGUUUUCUGGCCUGAUUCUGAAUCUCAUCACACAAAUCUACAAACACUUUCCAUCUUUCCCAGCUGCUCUGCAAAACUUGCUUGAAGAUGUUGAGGGGUCAAACUUCAAUAAUCUCCUGACGUCUCAAUGCUCUCUAUUCUGUAGAAUAAUCCAGAAAAUGACUUUGGCUUGGUCAGACCUUGAAAAAUACUUUGGAUCUCAGGAGACAAUCUGUCAUCUUCUCAGUGAUCCCAAAAUAAGACUCAACGUCCUCUUUCUUAGCCAUGCUUUGCAACCGCUUUGUGAUUUUCAGGAGAGUUUUGUCCGAGGUGUCGGCGUGACACAGCUGCUCCAAGAUGCUUCUCAAUUAGUGAGAUGUUACACAGCGAGUUUCCUCAGACCAAAAGCAGCAGAGUUUUUUCUUAGGAGAGGAAAAACAUCACUUGUACAGGACACAGUGGGACAUUUACCUAGAGGAGAGGUUCAAGUUGGCCAACAGGCUGCUGAUUUUCUCCUGCAAUGCUCUGCUGAGUUGUCUGACUACUUGGACACUUUCCACAGUUCCAUCAUUUCCUUCUACACGACUGUUACUGUUGAAAUUGUUGAGCGCUUACCCUUCCCAGACUCCACCCUGAGAAACGUCUCAUUAGUGUUGAGUCCAGGAAAAAAGCUUGAGGUGACCGGCAAAGUCGUCCAAGAUUUAGGUGUCUGUUUUGGGGUUUGCUCAAGCCCUGAGAAUGUCAGCUUGCUCACUGAUGAGUUUUUGGAGUAUCAGUUCAUUGAUGAGGGUGACGCACACCCCGCUGACCAGUCCAUGGAGCAGUACUGGAAGACCAAGCUGAGGAUUAUGGGAAGGACAUCUAGUUUUGGGAAAUUAAUCAUUAGCCUAUUGGCCCUACCCAAAACUUUGAAAAAAGAGGUCAUUUUUGAACAGAUGUUUAAUCAAACUUACAAUCUCAAUGGGAGUAAAAUGGAGGACUGUGAGGAGAAAGACAUGGCUGAGGACGAUGCCACAGACAGUAGCUCAUAUAAAAGCGCUCCAUCACACCUCAGCCCAGAGACUCAAAGGAGCAUCACAUCCGAUGUGAUCGACUUAAGGGAAGAGGAAGACAUUAUGCCAGUCUCUUGUGAUUCCGGCCCAGAAAGUCAAAAGGACCAAAAAGGAGAUCACCAAUAUGUUUCCAGUGAUGAUGAGUUCAGCAGUAGUGAUGAAGAUGAGUACAGCAGCAGUGAUGAUGAUGUUGUAUGGACUAAGAAAAGAAAAGGAAGUAUCUCAAAUAACAAUGAGAAAACAACCAGUCAAUACCAGGGCAAUUACACAGUCGGUGAGAUGGUUUGGGGGCCAAUUGAGGGCUUUGGUCUUUGGCCUGGACUAGUUCAGAUGUGGGACAGCAAGAGGCCUUGUGGCUCCAUACGUAAAGUGAUUUUCUUUGGGAAUAGGAUGCUGUCAGAGAUCCAAGCUGACGAUCUCCUGCCCUUCUAUUCAUUUGCAAAGUGCUUCUGUUCUAAUUCCUUUGCUACAGUAGCAACAUAUAAAGAAGCAGUUUUCAAUUCUCUGCAGGUGGCGUCCAGGCGCAGUAGAAUGUUUUUUUCUCUCGAGACGGACUCUACGGAUGAGCUGCUUAGAGUUAUGUUGAACUGGGCCUUUGGAGGCUUUAAGCCAACGGGUCCAGAUGGACUUCGACCUCAAUCAGAAUAUAGUGAAGAGGUUUUUAUGCCACGAUCAGUGAAUGGGAAUGUUGGAUCCUCUACGAACUGCAAAGACUGUCGAGAAAAAUUAUUUAAAUUAACUGUAUCUCUAAAUAAACUCCCCGAAUCUCUGGACCUGCACAAAGGUUCGAUAAACCUAAGAAAAACAGAUGUUUACAGAGAAUUCAUGCAGCCCAGAUUGAAUCAGAGAUCCUUGCAGACUCCGAGGACACGCAGAGAACAGAAUCGCACAAACUGGAAUAAGUAUCUAAAUUACAGAGAAAGUAUGCAGGUCGAGUCCAGACAGAACAGCCAAAAAAGAUAUCAAAUGGUACAUGAAUUUCUGGAGAACAAGAGAAACAUUGAAGAGUUCUGCUUAUCAUGUGGGAGUACAUUCGUCGAAAUCAUCCACCCACUCUUCCAAGGCAGCCUGUGCAUGAAAUGCAAGUAUAAUUUCACGGAGACGCUGUACCGUUAUGAUGAAGAUGGCUAUCAGUCGUACUGUACCGUGUGCUGUUCUGGCAUGGAGGUCAUUCUGUGCGGCCAUGACAGCUGUUGUCGCUGCUACUGUGUGGACUGUCUGGAUAUCCUGGUGGGCGAGAGGACCUUCGACCGGCUGAAAAACGUGGACCCGUGGACCUGUUACCUGUGUGCACCUGAGAGCAGCUCUGGAGCCUUGAAGCCCAGGCAUGACUGGAGCAUCCGUGUGCAGGAAUUCUUUGCCAACAACAGUGCCAUGGAGUUUGAGCCCCAUCGUGUUUACCCAUCGAUCCCUGCUACCCUACGACGUCCAAUCAGAGUCCUUUCCUUAUUUGAUGGCAUAGCCACUGGAUACCUCGUUCUAAGGGAUCUCGGCUUCAAAGUGGAAAAAUAUGUGGCCUCAGAAGUUGAUGAUGAAUCGGUGACCGUCUCUAUGGUCAACCAUGAUGGAAAAAUCACUCAUGUGGCUGAUGUUAAGAACAUUACGAAAGAACAUAUUAAGAAAUGGGGUCCAUUUGAUCUUCUCAUCGGUGGAAGUCCAUGCAAUGACUUGUGCACAGCCAAUCCUAGUCGAAAGGGCUUGUUUGAGGGCACUGGGCGGCUCUUUUUCGAAUAUUAUCGGCUUCUGAAUGUUAUGAAGCCGAAGGAGGACGACCCACGGCCGUUCUUCUGGCUGUUUGAGAACGUGGUGUCGAUGGAAAACAAGGUUAAAGCGGACAUUUGCCGCUUUCUGGAAUGUAACCCUGUGCUUGUUGAUGCUGUGAAAGUGAGUCCAGCUUACAGAGCAAGAUACUUCUGGGGGAACAUACCUGGGAUGAACAGACCAAUCACAGCAUCUCAGAAAGAUAAAGUCAGUCUUCAGGAAUGUCUGGAGGCCGGCCGCACUGCAAAGUAUGAAAAGGUUCGCACUAUCACCACACGACCAAACAUACAGAAACCAGGCGUCGAUGACAGGCAUUACCCCAUCAUCAUGAAUGGAAAAGAUGACAGUUUGUGGAUCACUGAAUUGGAGAAGAUAUUUGGAUUUCCAAAGCAUUACACAGACGUGAAAAAUAUGGGGCGUAUGCAGAGGCAGAGAGUGCUGGGGAAGUCCUGGAGUGUCCCUGUCAUAAGACAUCUUUUAGCACCACUAAAGGAUUACUUUGCUUGUGACUAAGUACUCUUGAAAUGAAUUGAAGUUUAUGGUGCACUUUUCAUCUUUCUCUUUUAGAGUAAAAAGACUCAGGGAAACUAUAGUUUAUUUUUUAUUGUUUUACAUCUUUAAAAAGUAAUAAACUUAAAUGUGUGUAGUGCUCUGUGAAGUGACGAGAUACUAGACCUUUGUAUUAUUUAGAACUGAAAUUAGGUUUGCAGUGAUCAAAAUGAACUUAUCAUUUAUUCAGGCUGUUAUUUAUUUGAACUGGUUUCCCCUGGAAAUGUUUUUGUUUUUUGUUUUUGAGUGUUUUUUUUGUUUUUUUACUUAUUUAAAAUAAGUAAAGUGUUGUUCCAUUUAUAUUAAAUAUGUUUAUUUAAUCAAUUAAUGGAAAUUGUCACUAUGAUGUCUUAGCCUAUAACUAGAUAUAAACCUGUAACUGAGUUUAGAAUGAGUAUCAUCAAAUGUCAGAUAAGAGAAAACAACAGAAUUCACCACAGACUAUUUUUUUUUUUUACCUUAGUUUUAUAUCACCUUCAUUUUUGCUCAAAUCUAUUUUUCUUUUGACACUUUUAUUAAUGAUGUGCAUUAUUCGGAUGGUAUUUAAAACGUAAAUUUUAAAGUCUUAAAACGAGUUACUUGCUAAGGCUUUACAUGACAUAAAAAAAGAGACUUUUAUUUUGAAGUGUGUUUGGUAGAGUCCUGUUUUAGAUGGACAGCACCGUUACAAUGCUUGUAGUAGAAGUAAAGAGCAGUACCAUGUGUGAAAUGUUUACAUAGUUAACAGUAGACAAGUUCAUCUGUUGUUUAAACAUGUUUCAUCAGGCUGUUAAGAAACUAGGUAUCUAUCAUAAUGUCAAAAUUUGGUCACUGUCUUGUAUUACACGUGCUAUGCUUUAAGAGUUCUUACUGAAGACGUUUCAUUUAGAAGUCAUGCUUAUGUUGGUGUGUCAUUAUCAAAAUGUUCGCAACUUAAAACAAUGUUAGAAGUUUUGAGUUAAGACCACUUUUAUAGAUUAAAACUGAUGGUAAGUAUUAGCAUCCUGGAAUGAUUACUAAUAAAAUACAACUUUACUGUU
Pimephales promelas (fathead minnow) is the source of this 5540-nucleotide messenger RNA. RefSeq names its product DNA methyltransferase beta, tandem duplicate b.3 (gene dnmt3bb.3). Gene Ontology annotation, biological process: negative regulation of transcription by RNA polymerase II. Gene Ontology annotation, cellular component: nucleus. The record is from RefSeq and is a predicted model, not a curated record. NCBI's taxonomy places the organism in Eukaryota, Metazoa, Chordata, Actinopteri, Cypriniformes, Leuciscidae. Gene Ontology annotation, molecular function: DNA (cytosine-5-)-methyltransferase activity, acting on CpG substrates; DNA binding.